Triplophysa dalaica is the source of this 3644-nucleotide messenger RNA. RefSeq names its product sphingosine-1-phosphate lyase 1 (gene sgpl1). The record is from RefSeq and is a predicted model, not a curated record. NCBI's taxonomy places the organism in Eukaryota, Metazoa, Chordata, Actinopteri, Cypriniformes, Nemacheilidae. Gene Ontology annotation, biological process: carboxylic acid metabolic process; sphingolipid catabolic process. The coding region runs from base 208 to 1926 and encodes 572 amino acids. Gene Ontology annotation, molecular function: pyridoxal phosphate binding; sphinganine-1-phosphate aldolase activity. Gene Ontology annotation, cellular component: endoplasmic reticulum. The transcript has 14 exons.
ACGAGUGUUAACGCGUGAAAGCAAAUCGCGUUCCCUUUCACACACGGCACUUCCUGAUCCAGAGCUGAGCCUCUGGUUGUGUCCUGCAACGGGGCAUUCGCUCUCCAAAACAAGCUAAACAAAGAUCUCUCAAAGUUGAUUCCCUGUUUCUACGCGAGCAGCUGAAGAAUCGUCGUCUGUAAACACAGUGUAACAUUCGCAAACAAAAUGGACUACUGGAGUGCCUUGGAGGUGUAUAAGGAGAUGCUACUGCUGUAUGCAGAGGAAGCUCGACGUUAUGUGAACUCCCAGUGUGCUGCUCUGGAGCCAUGGCAGAUCAUCGUAGUCACUUUGCUGUCUACACUUGGUGCAGUGUGGCUAAAGGGCUUUCUUUUCCAGCAGGAGAGCCUGGCAUCAAGAGUGAAGAAGCAGUUCUUUAAAAUCAUCAAAAAAAUCCCGUUCGUCAGAGCAUCAAUUCAGAGUCAGCUUAACAAAGCACUUGAUGACAUGUCCGUGAGUGUUUGCACGCUGAAGGAAGGCAUGAGCUACACCAAACUUCUUCCAGCAAAGGGCCUUGCCCAACAACAGCUCCUGGAGAAGAUCAGAGAAUAUGAGACAUUGAGUGAGGUAAACUGGGCAAAAGGGAAGGUGUCAGGUGCAGUCUACUGGGGAGAUGAGAAGCUCACAGACCUUCUGGUGAAGGUAUAUGGUGAAUUUGCCUGGUCCAAUCCCCUCCAUCCAGAUAUAUUUCCCGGGGUUAGGAAAAUGGAGGCAGAAGUGGUGCGGAUAUCGUGUGCCCUCUUUAAUGGGGGGCCAGACUCCUGCGGCACAGUUACUUCGGGUGGAACUGAAAGCAUCCUCAUGGCAUGCAAGGCAUACAGAGACAUGGCCUAUGAACGUGGAAUCAAACACCCAGAGAUCAUUGCACCAAUCAGUGUCCAUGCUGCAUUUGACAAAGCAGCACACUACUUUGGGAUGAAGCUUAUUCACAUACCUCUGGACAAGAAGACAAUGAAAGUUGAUGUGAAGGCCAUGAAGAGGGCCAUCACCAAAAACACAGCAAUGCUGGUGUGUUCAGCUCCCAAUUUCCCACAUGGAAUCAUGGAUCCUAUAGAAGAAGUGGCGAAGCUGGCACUAAACUACAACAUCCCAUUUCAUGUGGAUGCCUGCUUGGGUGGGUUUCUGAUAGUUUUUAUGGAGAAGGCUGGUUUCAAACUCGCUCCUUUUGAUUUCCGGGUCAAAGGUGUGACUAGUAUCUCAGCUGAUACACAUAAGUAUGGUUACGCCCCUAAAGGCUCAUCAGUGAUUCUGUACAGUGACAAGAAAUAUCGCCACUACCAGUAUUUUGUAGCACCCGAUUGGCAGGGAGGAAUUUAUGCAUCUCCGUCAAUGGCCGGCUCUCGCCCAGGAGGCAUCAUUGCUGCCUGUUGGGCUACUAUGAUGCACAUGGGAGAGAACAGAUAUGUCGAGGCUACCAAAAAAGUAAUUGAGACGGCACAAAAAAUCAAAACAGGAGUACGCAAAAUAGAGGGAGUGUUUGUGUUUGGGGAUCCAGAAGUGUCUGUGGUGGCACUGGGCUCUCAUGUCUUUGAUAUCUUCCGUUUAUCAAAUGCACUGACAUCAAGGGGCUGGAAUCUCAACACUCUGCAGUUCCCAUCUAGCAUCCAUAUUUGUGUCACAAUGCUACACACACAGCAUGGUGUGGCUGAGCAAUUCAUCAAUGAUGUGAAGAAAGAAGUAGCCAUUAUCAUGAAAAAUCCAGAAGAGAAGACCACAGGAAUGGGAGCCAUCUAUGGCAUGGCCCAGUCCAUCCCUGACCGAUCGAUGGUGACUGAAGUGUCACAAGGCUUUUUGGACUGCCUCUAUAGCACUGAGGUGCCCAAGAUCAAAAACAAGCAGCACAAAAACCACAAGAACCACAUGAAUGGCAACUCUGUAGUGCACUGAGAUUGACUUUCAGGGUUUCCACCCUUAGCUGGCUGAAGGGAUGCUCACCACAAUCAUCUAAUCAUUCAUUUACUUGUUUGUCUUUCAUUCUGUUUAUUUACAGUACAACUAACAGGUAUAAGCCAUAAUCACGUGACAUGUUCUGGCAUUUGUGACCGAGGACCGACAGUAUCGUGUUUAGCACUGAAGACUAGAGGCUGCUGCACAAGUGUCUUUGUGGGUCUGAGAAGGUUCUGGGUCCAAGUUGGGUGACCACUGAGUACAUUAAAAUGUAUACUAAAGUUUAAUUAUCUAAAUUGCAAAAUUUUAUGACAGAUCCACCCAUUUGAUCACACUCCCAAUUUCAACUUUAAAAUAUUUUCUGCCUAACUCUCAGGGUACCGACGCAUAAUAUUCUGACAAAGACUGGUCAUUUUUAUUCAAGCUAUUGCUAACCUAUAUACUUUCUUCACAAGCACUGUAGAUUUGGAGAAAAUCCAGAUAAUAAUCAACUUAAGACCAUUUUCAGGAUAGCUGUACUGCUCAGGGGAACCUGUAGUGCAAAUAUUUUAGUUAAAAUAAAAAAAUGAAUUCCCCAGAAUUCUGAUUGAAGAGCCCAGUCUCAAACAGCUGUCUUACAUUAGAAAGAAUCUUACUCGUUUUAAUUUACCUGAGGCAAGUGAUAUCAGGGCACAACAAAUACAUCAACCAUUUGCUGCAGUGUGUUCAGUUUCCCUGCAUUUCCUGGUUUUACACAUAACAAUUUUUCCAUCAAUUCGAUCAUAUUUCAUCCUAUCUACCUCAGGUCUAGUUCAAACAAUUAUACAUUUUAUAAUUGAUUGCUUCCCCUAUCUUGUUCCUUUCUGACUUUCUGAUCCUCAGUCAAUGUCAUUUAAGCAAAAAUGGUUCAACUGAUGGAACGCACUGAUAAUGGAAGUCAAAGAUCCAGCUUUCCAUGAUCAUCAGUCUCAUUUUGUGUUUGUGUAUUUGUACGGUAUCUUUGUGUUUGGGUUCUUAGUUCCAGUUCAGAUCACCUGAUGAUCGCUCUGGAAGAAGAAGGGAAAAUAAUUUUUGUAUGAAGGGAGAGUCUGUGAUAUGAGCAGGCGAUGACAUGGUACCAUGUAAACAUCCCACCGGAUCUUGUAAGCAGUGUAAUCCCAGUAGCAAUCCUCUUUAUAUUUGUGACCACUGUGUGUGUUUCUAUAUUUUAAAUCACUAAUGCAAUGCCUACUAUUUCAAUGUCAUUGUUUUUUUGCAGUGGAUUAUUUAAAUUUGUGUUAUAUUUACAUUUUAACAUCUUUAUGAAGGCUUUAGUGGAGCAGGGUAGGUUGUUUUUGACAUGAUAGCACUGCAGUAAAAUGUAGUUUCAGCAACUGUACCAUGCCUUAGACUAAAAAGCAUAAAUGUGGAUGUGUUAUCAGACACUUGACCCAAUGGCCUACAUGGAAACAUUUUAAUAUGAUCAUGCAAUAAUUUUGUAAUAACUGUAACUACUAAAACUGAGGCACCUUGAAGUUUUAGAGCAGUGCAUAGCCUCUAUGGUUAUGGUUGUAUAAAGCACAAAACUAAGAGCAUUCACCUAAAUGCCUUUCAGAGACAGUCAGGGUGUCUGCUAUUAGGUUAACAGCUACUUCAGCUUCAGGGACUAGGCCUUUACCACAUCAUUCAAUCUUUUUCAACUAUGUCCUGUGAUGUUUUGUUGGUCCUCUGUGAAUAAAUAAAGGUUGGCUUAAAAAACA